GGGCUCUAGGAGUCAUUGAUUUCUCCCGCUGCCCUGAUUCGUGCGGGACGCUGCACGAUGAUGAGGACGACCCACUUGCCGCCGAAGGCCUAGAGCCUGGUGAUCGGAUAUUCGCUUUCGACAUCGAGUCCUAUGCGCGCUUUGAUAUGAAUUAUCGUAAUACGCUGCAUACACGUGCAUUCCAGAUGCACGCUUCUAAGAUAGCGGAACAAAAGGCCUCCCAGGAGAAGGAGAAGACCUUUCAGGAACGUGUUCCCUCCGCUUAUCACGACUUUAAAGACAUAUUCGACAAAGAGGAGUUCGAUCAGCUACCUCCUCGCACUCCUUACGACCAUGCGCUUGAGCUUACGAAAGAAUUCAAACCUAUACAUAUGAAAAACUACCCUAUGGCUCCCGCAGAACAAGAAGCGCUUGACCGCUUCCUAGAAGAAAACCUACGCUCUGGACGUAUCCGACCGUCCAAGUCUCCCAUGGCUUCACCGUUCUUCUUCAUCAAGAAGAAAGAUGGCUCCCUUCGCCCGGUACAGGACUACCGCAAGCUGAACGACAUGACUAUCAAGAAUCGUUACCCAUUGCCCCUUAUCCAGGAGCUGCUCGAUAAGCUCAAGGGUGCACGCGUCUUUACCAAACUUGAUGUGCGCUGGGGUUACAACAACGUGCGCAUCAAGGAGGGUGACGAAUGGAAGGCCGCGUUCACUACCAACCGCGGACUCUUCGAACCUAUGGUCAUGUUCUUCGGUUUAACGAAUUCUCCCGCCACCUUUCAAGCUAUGAUGAACACGCUCUUUCGAGACCUUAUUGCCAGUGGCAAGGUCGUUAUCUAUCUUGACGAUAUCCUUAUCUUCACACAUACUCUUGAGGAGCAUCGCGACAUUGUCCGCCAAGUACUCAAGAUUCUCCGUGACAACCACUUGUACCUCAAGCCAGAGAAGUGCAACUUUGAACAGUCGUCUAUUGAGUACUUGGGCAUGAUCGUUGAAGAAGGAGUCAUUCGCAUGGACCCCGCUAAAGUGGCUGCCAUUUCGGACUGGCCUAAGCCCACUAAGAAGCGUGAACUACAGUCUUUCCUUGGUUUCUGCAACUUCUACCACCGGUUUAUAAAGGACUUCUCCAAGAUCGCCCGCCCUCUCUACAAUCUCACCAAGAAAGAUGUUCCGUGGCAUUACGAGUCAUCCCUGACUCGUUGA
Messenger RNA from Peniophora sp. CBMAI 1063, 1187 nucleotides. The record is from the annotation of a GenBank genome assembly. NCBI's taxonomy places the organism in Eukaryota, Fungi, Basidiomycota, Agaricomycetes, Russulales, Peniophoraceae.